AUGCCUGCCUCUGAUAUAAAUUGCUCUUUCUCGGGAGGAGGAAGCGCGUGUGCAGCAAGUCACCCAGUGAAGAGUCAGGAAAGCAGAGAGCCAGGCGAGAGUAAAAGCCCCCGUGGCCGCGUGUCCGAGCUCAAGCCCAGCGUGGUCUUCCACCAAAUAUCUUCCACUGCAUCCAUUCCACGUCGAGACAAGACCCAAGAGAAGAAAAAGAGAAGACGAUGGAGAAAGCCAAAGCCAGGGAGAGCCCAGAGCCAGGCCGGAUGCCACGAGCCGGGAAUCUCGUUUUGCUGUUUUGUGCGACGGUCGCGAGAGUGCCUCUGGGUGUUGCACUGGAAGAGUGUCAUUCCUCCGUAA
Microsporum canis CBS 113480 is the source of this 354-nucleotide messenger RNA. RefSeq lists its product as uncharacterized. NCBI's taxonomy places the organism in Eukaryota, Fungi, Ascomycota, Eurotiomycetes, Onygenales, Arthrodermataceae. The record is from RefSeq and is a predicted model, not a curated record. The transcript is spliced from 3 exons. The coding region runs from base 1 to 354 and encodes 117 amino acids.